AUGGAAACUUCUUACAACGUUAACGAUAAUAACUUCCAUUUUAACUCUGGUUCUAAUCCUCAAAGUGCUUUGCUAGGUUCUCAGUAUGCUCUUAAACUAGCUCUGCAGACAAUGAAAGAAAGAUGUCAAAAACUUCAGAAAAGACUAACAUGUCUCGAAGAUGAAAAUCUUCAACUAAGAAUUGAAAGACACACAGUUCCAGGACUCAUGAAAAAGGAACAAAAAAAUGAAUUUUUCUCCCUCCAAAAACAAGUGGAAGAAUUAAACAGACAUAAAUCACUGUUAUGUCAUCAUAUUUAUAUGGUUGCUAUGGAAAACAAAGAAUUAUGGGAAAGGUUAAGUAAAACCUCUGGUGAUAGAGAAAUGACUGAUAAUAAAAGUAACCAUGAAGAAAGUUUCAAUAACAAUCUUCAUAAACCUGAGAAAUCUAUUAAUGUUGUAGACUCUUGUUUUAAAGGUGGAAAAGAUGACAGCAUGGAAGAAAUACCUUUGAAAGUAAUAAGCAGUUUUAAGAAGAAUAAAUCAAUUUAUGAUGAUCGAAAUGAAGAGGUUCUUGAUACAAAAUCAGGUGAUGUGAGUUUAAAAGAAUGUGAGUUUACUUUGGAUAUUGACAUAGAUGAAGAAAAUGGUGUUUAUGAAGGACUUGUUAUAGAAAUAAAAAGAAUAUUACAGAAGUUGAGGAAUGAAAAAAUUGUAUUGAAGCAACAACAGGAAGGUCUCAAAUCUGCUUUGGAAAUAAUAGCAAAAUUCAUUAAAGAUAAGCAAACAUGCAAGAAUUGCAUUAUAUUAAAAGAAGAGGUAGAAAAUUUGAAAACGUCUGCAAAGGAUGCUGAUGCACCAAUAAGCAAUCAUCAAGAAGAAAGCUUUGAUUCAAAUUUAAGGAGGGAACCAAACUUUAACAUUUCUAGAACCAAAGAAAAUACUUUUGAAGAUCGUAUAUGCCCAUUGUGCACAAAAUUUUAUCCAAAAUCCACACCUUUUGAUGAGUUUAAUGAACAUGUUUUAAGUCAUUUUGUGGAAGAACCUGACCAGGAUUCAUUAAUGAGUAAUUAUGAAAUUUUAGCAUAA
This is a messenger RNA of Nezara viridula (southern green stink bug), 1068 nucleotides long. The record is from the annotation of a GenBank genome assembly. NCBI's taxonomy places the organism in Eukaryota, Metazoa, Arthropoda, Insecta, Hemiptera, Pentatomidae.